AUGGAAGCUUUCAAGGUGUGGACGAUUUUUCUUGCCUGCAUAUUUUCUGCAUCGGGAAAGAGUCUUCCGGACUCUGUAAGCAGAGAAGAUCGCUUGCUGAAGAGGAUAGAGUGUUUACUGGGGAAACGGGAACUCUGUGACCAAGAACAAAAAGAGACCAUUCUCCAUCGCAGCAAUGCUGAGGAAAACACCAUCUACAUUAACGGUAAAAUAUACACGGUAGACGGCGAGGCCUGGAAUCAGAAUCCCAAGGCAGCUCUUGUUGUACAGAACAGGAAAGUACAAAUGGUGGGAACCACAGGGGAAGCGCUGAAACACUUACACUGCAAAAGUACCGUAAUUGACCUGAAUGGAGCGACAGUACUGCCCGGGAUACACGACGUCCAUAUACACCCCCUCGAGGCCGCCUCACGGGUAGGAAACACGUGUAAACUAAAGACAGAUACAGACCCCGAACAAAUGAAAGACAUUCUGAGAACCUGUGCACCGAGACAAAUUGGGACAGAAUGGAUUCUUGGUGGCGGGCAUUCUAUCACAAGUAUCAUAGAACAUAUAGAUAAAGGCGGGAGACCUCCGAGGGAAAUCAUUGACGAAGUUCUACCUGAUGUUCCAGUUAUUAUGAUAGAAGAAACUUCGCAUUCCGUGUGGGUAAACUCCGAGGCGCUCCGUAGGGCCAAAAUAACCAGCGAGACCAAGGAAAGGCCCGGUGGAGUUAUCAUGAGAGAGGAGGGGACCAACGAGCCGAACGGAAUUCUCCUGGAGGACGAGGGGACGUCCAUCAUGGAGUUAGCCAUGGAGCCCACGCCUGUACUGGAAGAACUGAAUUAUGAAGGUUUGAUAGAAGGAUUGUCAAAUCUGAACGAGAAUGGAAUCACUUCCGUAAGUGACGCCCGGGUUUACUGGGGCCGGAAUCACGACAAGGCGUGGGAGAGGACGUGUAGGGAAGGGAAACUGACGGUACGCGCGAAUCUGGCACUGUGGGCAUACCCACAAAAGGAAGACAGCCUACAGAUCCAAACCCUCAAAGACAUGCACUCCGACUACAACGAGAACUGCUUUCUCCGGAAAAACCAGAUUAAAGUUUACAUGGACGGCCUCCUGGACAGUACAACGGCUGCUAUGGAGGAACCGUACGUGAAAAACCUGCACUUACCCGGAGUCCCAGACAACCGAGGCAUAAACAUCUUCGAUCAGAAACGUCUGACAAAAUACGCAAAAGAGCUCCAGAAAUUUGGGGACGACAAAGGAUUUGACUUUCUUAUCCACGCCAUUGGUGACCGUGGGGUUCAUCAAGCCAUAAAUGCAUUUGAUGACGCAUAUAUUGCAGGAACGCGUCACCGAAUUACACAUUUGGAACAAAUAAAAUAUAAUGAUAUCAAACGUUUCAAGAAUUUGGAUAUAAUAGCGGAUUUUCAAGUCGCUGGGGACUUCACUAAACUUUCAACAAGAGACCACAUUAGAUCUCUUAUUGGCAAUGCUCGCGCAGUUGAUUUUAUCCCCCUGCGGAGUGUUUACAAUACAAGCGCCACUGUGACCUUGAGCAGCGAUUGGGACGUAAGCACCAUCAACCCGUUCGUAGGGAUUCAGAACGCCAUCUCUAGAGGUCACCAGUCAGUAAGUGUCAAGGACGCGGUGGAAAUGUACACGAUUAACGCUGCCUUCGCCAUGAGGCAGGAAAAUAUUGUCGGUUCACUGAAAACAGGGAAGGACGCCGACUUCAUCGUCAUAGACACCGACAUCUUGGACCCUGGAAACGCUGACGUCAUCAGCCAGACGAGAGUUUUGAGAACUUUUUUGGCGGGAAAAGAGGUAUGGGCAGACGACCAAAGCCCGAUUGAUGAUGUGACCUGCAGGAUUCUGUGA
This is a messenger RNA of Saccostrea cuccullata (small rock oyster), 1863 nucleotides long. RefSeq lists its product as uncharacterized. The record is from RefSeq and is a predicted model, not a curated record. Gene Ontology annotation, molecular function: hydrolase activity, acting on carbon-nitrogen (but not peptide) bonds. The transcript has a single exon. The coding region runs from base 1 to 1863 and encodes 620 amino acids. Lineage: Eukaryota; Metazoa; Mollusca; Bivalvia; Ostreida; Ostreidae.